AUGUCCGAUAAAUACGACUACACAUGGCGCGACCAUUCGCGCUUGUUCAUCGCCUGCGGUGUCGUCAUCCUGAGCCCGUUUCAAUAUGGCUUCGAUUUUGGCAUGAUUGGAGGGCUGCAGGCCAUGGUGGGAUUUCUCGAGGUUUUUGGUUACCGUACCGACAAGACGCCUACGGGGUGGAAUAUCAAGACGGAGAGACAACAGCUCAUCUCGUCUCUCAUGACGCUGGGGGCAUUCAUCAGCUCCGCUACUGCGGGCGUUCCAUCCACCCGGUUUGGUCGCCGCAUGUGUCUCGCUGCAGCAUGCAUCAUUUGCUUUGCAGCCAACAUCCUGAUGAUGGCGACGGAAAACAUUGCGGCGCUCUACGCAGGCCGUCUGAUCAUUGGCCUGGCUAACGGCUACUUCAUGACCUUCUCACAGCUAUACCUCCAAGAAAGCAGCACCGCCGAGCUGCGCGGCGUGUUCCUAACUGGCUUCAACUUCUUCGUUUCCUUCGGAACCCUGAUCGGAACUAUUGUCGAUUGGGCCACGGCAAAGCGCCCAGAUAAGUCGGCGUACCUGAUCCCUCUCGGGCUCAUCUACAUCUUCCCCUUUGUCAUUGUCUGCACUAUCUGGUUCAUCCCCGAGAGUCCACGCUGGCUGAUCCUCCAGGGCCGCUUCGACGAAGGCGUAAAGUCGCUCGAAUGGCUACGCCCUAAACACCACGAUUCUCGCGCCGAGGCUUCUGCUAUACUCGCGGCAAUUGAGAAGGAAAGAGAGUCCAGCUCGGGUAUCGGUUGGCUCGACAUGUUCAACAACCCCGUCGAUCGGCGACGCACUUUCCUCGCGGUUUCGGCCGUCCUGUUGCAAGCAGCCUCGGGAUCCAUGUUCAUCAUCGCAUACAAAGCCUACUUCCUGCAAAUGGCCAAGGUAGCCGACCCCUUCGCCAUGUCCAACGUGCUAUCCGCCAUCAGCAUCGUAGCCUUCAUCGCCAACUCGCUCAUCGUCGUGCGCUACGGCAACCGCAGAGUCCUGCUCAUGACGGGCCUGCUCGUCUGCGGCCUGCUGCAACUCAUCAUCGCCGUGGUGUUCCACAAGAAGCCCAACGCAAAGUCGACGGGCAAAGUCACCGUCGGCCUGACCGCCAUCUACAUGUUCAGCUACAACGGCAUGAUCUCGACUUACGCCUGGCUGUCUGGCGGCGAACUGCCUACCCAGCGUCUGCGCUCGCACACAUUUGGUCUCGCGGCCAGCGCCGGCUUCGUCGGCGCGUGGCUCACAACCUUCACGGCGCCCUACUUCAUCAACCCGGAAGCCAUGAACUGGGGGCCGCGCUACGGCUUCAUCUGGGCGCCUUCGUGCGCCAUCGCCGCAACCUGGGUCUUUUUCUUCUUGCCUGAAGUCAAGAACCGGACGCUCGAGGAGAUUGACGAGAUGUUCGAGGCCAGACUGAGUGCGAGGAAAUUUCACAAAUACACGUGUGUGGGUAUUGCGCGCGUGGAUGACGAGGACAAGGCACGCGUGAGUGUGGAGAAAGAGAAGGAGAUUGCCGUGUUUAGCAGUGAGAAGGUUGCUGCUGAGACGAGUGUGUCGAGGGAUUAG
Molecule: messenger RNA, 1581 nt
Organism: Exserohilum turcica Et28A
Lineage: Eukaryota; Fungi; Ascomycota; Dothideomycetes; Pleosporales; Pleosporaceae
Exons: 3
Coding region: 1-1581 (526 amino acids)
Biological process (GO): carbohydrate transport; transmembrane transport
Cellular component (GO): membrane
Molecular function (GO): carbohydrate:proton symporter activity
Source: RefSeq, a predicted model, not a curated record